Molecule: messenger RNA, 3006 nt
Organism: Cantharellus anzutake
Lineage: Eukaryota; Fungi; Basidiomycota; Agaricomycetes; Cantharellales; Hydnaceae
Product: P-loop containing nucleoside triphosphate hydrolase protein
Exons: 13
Coding region: 430-2583 (717 amino acids)
Biological process (GO): transmembrane transport
Molecular function (GO): ATPase-coupled lipid transmembrane transporter activity; ATP hydrolysis activity; ATP binding
Source: RefSeq, a predicted model, not a curated record
GUGCAGAAACCACGCUGUUUCCUGCAGCUGGCGGAAGCAAACACAACUCAUCUUCUUGAACGCCAUGUUUGUCAAUCUAAACGAGACUUUGACCGCUCGACCUGCCAUAUCCCGCAAGAGUCGCCGGUUCAGGGCUGAAUCGUCAUAAAAGAUCUGAGAGACGACGGAUCGUUGUGUCGUCUAUCGAGUUUCAUCAGACGUAGCUCCUCGACUCUCCGCACACGCCUCCGCCCCGCAACGGGUAUAGGCGUAGAAUAAAGUACAAAUAACUUGUGUGAGUGAGAGUAAAGCAGGGUCUGCCACAAAUGAAUCCAGAAAGGAGCACGAGGAAUCGGCUCCGGGACAGGGGAACGCGCUUUGGCAGUUUAUAUAUGCAAUCCCUAACUUCACAUCCAUUCCUUUCCCUCCGCCUUUGUCCCUCAACCUGCCAUGUUCGACGAGCCUUUGCUCCCCCGCUCUCCAUCUGCUGGGAGCUACAGAAAGGAUGCAGACCCUCCGAAAUAUCGCAUUGUGGAGACCCAAUGGGGGAUUUGGCGCAUUUUGACCGAAUUUCCCGUCAAAAAAGGCUGGUUUUCGCAAGAAUUCGCUCUCUUUCGCAUAUAUCGACAGCUGCAACUUAUUUGGGAGUGCGCGCCAGUUGCGCGCAAAUUCCUUAAAGAAUGCUAUUCCCUUGCCCCACUACACCUCAUCAUAUGGAUUCUUGCGCGUCUGGCGAUAAGUGUGUCUGGGGCCUUAUCCCUAUACAUCUCUUCGUUGGUGCUCGACUUGGUGGAGUCUUUUGUCGAGCGAAGGCGACCAACUCCAGGCCGGUUGAUGUUCGUAGUAACUACCCGGAUAGUGUUCAGUGUAUUCCAAUGGGCGUCCCACGAAAUCCUCGAAUAUAGUGAAAGGGUGGUUCGCGAAAGGCUCAAACGACAAAUGGUCGCAUACAAGGUCCAAGUGUAUUCAAGGCUGGAUGUCCCCACAGCGAAUGACCCAACGGUUCGUUCCCGCCUGGACCAACUGGCUUCCAGUGAUAUUAGCUUCAAAGCUCUUUUUGGGAUGACGGGCACCCUCACGAAACUUGUGACUAUCAUGUCACAAUUGAGUGUGUUGCUUGCAGUUUUUCGUCAUGAAAAAGGAGGUGCUGAAUUUGCUGCGCUGGCGCUCAUACAACCGCUGUUUUUGAUGUUUGCAAUAUCGAACGAGAAUCCGUUGAAUCUCAACGGUGUUUUCGCCGUAUUCCAUGCAAACCCUUACCAUAGGAGAAUGACAACCAUCGAGUCUAUUGUUUCUAGGUCUUCUUACCGGGAAGAGCUGGUGGGGAGUGGCUUACGCAACUACGUUCUUGACGAAUAUAAUAAGGCGGAUAAGGCCCUUGGCGAUACCCCUAUUAAUGAUCCAUGGGACACUAGACCACCCAUCACCUAUUGGAAAUCUAUGCUCCCAUGGAUAACGCUCGAUUUGCCUUGGAUUCUCUUCGCUGUUUAUGCCUAUUACUCUAAUGGAAGCCUUCCGCUGAAGGCACUCAUGCUGUUGGAACAGUCAGUAUCAACCCUGACUUUCCAUGCGCAAGAUAUGAUCCGAGAUGGGAGAUCUAUCGUUACCUGGCUACAGAAUCUGCGCCAAGUAUAUGAUGCCGUUAAAGUGGAAAAUCAGAUAAUGGACGGGAUCUUGGACUACCCCCAACCCAACAGCGAUCCUGACAUGGGUAUGAAGGUUGAAUUCAACAACGUCUCUUUUUCAUACCCUCAGAGUAAUGCGCUCGCAAUCCGCAACAUGUCUUUCAAAAUCAAUCCGGGUCAAAUUUGUGUGGUUGUCGGAGAAAAUGGAUGUGGCAAAAGCAGCACCACGAAGCUUCUCCUAAGAUUAUUUGAUGCAGACGCAGGCGAAAUCAUUAUUGAUGACAGGCCAAUAAAUUCCUAUAAAAGUGAAGACCUGCGCAAGGCAAUGGCGGUUCUGCGUCAAGACUUCGAUGCAUACCCACUUUCGAUCGGUGAAAAUAUAGGGAUCGGCGAUGUUAGCAAUGUUAACGACAUGGAUGAGAUACGAAAAGCGGCCGCCCAGGGAGAGUCCCUCGAGUUCAUUGAGGGCCUACCCCAGAAGUUCGACUCCCAUAUUGAGGGGACGUAUCCGUAUCGUGACACGCUUUACAACGCUCAGCCGGACAGUCUUUUGCAGCAGCGGGUAAGCGAAAUGGUGAAUGACCUGAAGUUGUCUGGUGGCCAAUGGCAGCGACUGGCUCUAUCGAGGACCUUUAUGCGCGCGAACGGGGUGAAGAUGGCAAUAUAUGAUGAGCCAAGUGCGAGUCUGGAUCCCAAAGCUGAGUUUGCCCUUUUCGAAAGACUUCGUGCUAUGAAAGGCCAGAGAACCAUGCUGUUCAUCACACACCGCUUCGGUCAUAUAACCAAAUAUGCGGAUAUAAUCUUGUUCAUGAAAAACGGAACGAUUAUGGAAGCGGGAUCACACGAAGAGCUCCUAAGCGCUGAAGGCGAAUAUGCGUCACUUUACAAUUUACAAGCGCAAGCUUUUGCGCCGCUAUCUGAAGGGACAGAUACAGCUCCCGAAGCGGACACGGACCCUUGGUAUGAUGAUGAUUCAUAAUAACCACUCUUUUCCCCUUUCACCCUACUUGCGACACCCCAUCUCUUCAUCUCUCCAUUCAUUCCGAUGUUUUGGGACUGCCUCAAAACCUUACAUUCCAUGCGCUCUUGAUUUGCUUUCGCUUUCUCGCGUGGAACCCGCUCUACCUGUAUCCUUGCUCUUCCACCCUGUUGUCUCUCGCCUCCUAGGGAACGUGUCGGGAAUCAUUUGAUCCUUCAUAUGUCUCAGCAUUUCUCUCCUUGCCUCCAACACCCGAUUCUUUGCCCACCCACCAAUUCCUGCGGAUGGCUCGGAUUGUGCAAUAGCGCGUAAUAUUCCCCUUGACUUACACUUCACACGUAGCUGCAUUAUUUUGAUCUUUCACUGUCUUCUACAUAACAUCAUCUGACUGCAAUGUGACAUUCAUUGUUGACACAUCAAAAA